UUGAGAGACAGCAGCUUCCUCCCUCCGUCGCGCGCCAAGCAGGGAGCGUCCGCUGCCCCCCCUCCUCCUCCCCCCCACCGGGGCUGGCCAUGACGGGGGCAAUGCCUCGGCCGCCCCUGGUGCGCUUGGGCAGGCGCAGGAGGCACAGCCGGGAGUCCACCCCAAAUGAAGAGGAUGAAGUUGAGGGAAUAUUUCUCCCAGUAGGAGUAGAUCUUCGUGAAAUAACUAUACUGCCCAGAGCAGAAUGGCAAAGGAUACAAGACAGCCUCACUGCCAGAGCUAGAGAAGCGGCACAGAUUCGUGCAGAAAGGAAAGAACGGAAAGAUCUGCAUUUAAAGUCUCAAGCGCUUGUUAAGAACUGGACCAACACUAUUGCAGGUAUGUCACAAAUGAAACUGAAAGCUCAAAAAGUGCGGAAAGAAAGGCAAGAGGAAGAGCGAAGAAAGAUUGACCUGGAAGAAGCAAAAUACCAAGCACAGAAGCGAAAAGAGUUUAUAGAAAAAGCCAAAAUGCAACAAUACUAUGAAAAUGAGAGAGUGAAAGGAUUCCAUAAAGCCUUUUUACUUACUGAAGUCUUAAAGGAAAGAGAUGCUCAGAUUGAAUAUAACAAGAAAAAAGGAAAUCUAUACCUCCAUAAAUUCGAAGAAAUAGAACGGGAACGUCAAAAAGCUAUACAGAAAGAGGAGGAAAAGGCCAAGGAGCGCCGCCUGAAAAGACUGCAGCUUAACAAGGAUCAAUUAGAACAAAUAAAAGAGCAUGAACAUCAAGCAGAAAUGAACAAGCUAGAAGAGAAAAAAGAAGGGGAAGCGAUCCAGGCACAAGUCAGGCUACAUCAACUGGAAAUGCUGCAGAAAGAGGAAAAGGAGAGUGAGGAGAAACUUAAGCGUAAGCAGAUCCAUCAGGCGUAUGUUGCUGAUCAGAAAAUUCUGAGAGCUAUAGAAAAGCAAAAAGAAGAAGAAGAAGAUGAUAAAGUUCGAGCUCAUUAUCAAGCAAAGCGAGCUAUGGCUAAGCUGAGAAGAGAAAAGGAAGAGGAACUGCUCAGGUUAAUGGAGGAACACAGAGAAAAUAUCAGCAAGUACCUCCUUCAACAGAUGAAACAAAAAACUGAUGAUGAAGAUGAGCGUAUCGCAAGAGAAAUUGCAGAGACAGAAGAGGAGCUUGAGAAGGAACGUAAAGCUAAAGAAGAAAAGAACAAAGCUGAUCUCAAAUCCAUCAAAGAUCACAGAAUUAGUGUGAUAAAAAUGAAGGAAGAGAAAGAAAAGCAGGAAAAACUGGAAGCUCAAGCUACACUUCGAGGAUUAAUAGAAGCAGACAGGAUCUAUCAAGAACUGGAGAAAGACAAGAAACAUAGAAAUCAUUGUGCAAACUUAAAAUUACAGGAAGCCCAUGUCAUGCAAAUAGCUGAAAAUUUGUCAAGAAAAGAACGUGAGAAGCAAGAAGACCUAGAAUAUCAAAGACAAAAAGAACGUAUUGCAAUGUGGAAGGAACAGGAAUUCCAGGAGUAUGCAAGGAAAGUCAUUGAUGAGGCGUCCAAGACAACUCACCAUCUUUACCCUCUUUAUAAAGCAGCAAGUGAAGGUAUUGCUGGUGUCAGUGGAUCCAUUUAUCAUAAACAACAGCUUCAGUCACAGGAUAAGCAGUCUACUAAGUUGCCAUUUAUUGGUGACACAGCUCAAGAAAUGAGGCUCUUAAAUGAACAUGAAUACGGUAACACUAAGGGACGACUAGGUUUUACAUGGUAACACCCCUCUCUUGUUUUGAAUGUUAAAAUUAAGUCUAAUGCAUUUUGAAAUAUUCCAGUUUGUGAAAAACAGAGUAAGAAAUUGGCAAGCUUGAGGUAAUUUAAUAAAGGUUGUAAAUGUCUAAUUAUAUAUACAAAAAAAUUGGAAAAUCAAUAAUAAACAAUGUGUAGAAUUUUGAA
Sceloporus undulatus (fence lizard) is the source of this 1921-nucleotide messenger RNA. RefSeq names its product coiled-coil domain containing 173 (gene CFAP210). Bases 90 to 1742 code for a protein of 550 amino acids. The transcript is spliced from 9 exons. NCBI's taxonomy places the organism in Eukaryota, Metazoa, Chordata, Lepidosauria, Squamata, Phrynosomatidae. The record is from RefSeq and is a predicted model, not a curated record.